AUGCAAGAACUCCCGGAACAGAUCAGCGGCAACUCAUCGCAGUCCUCGGCAGCAUCCAGCAAAAAGCCCCCGUCUCUGCCAGCUUGGGCUCUCGCUGCCACAGAGAGCUCGAAGCACUUGUCUCAGCCGUGGAAGACUCACUACGGGGCGGAGCCCGACGAUCCAAACUUCGCAGCUGAGAGGGAUUUAGUUGCCCAUUAUGACAGGAAAACAAAAGUUUGCUAUAGCGAGGGUUCAAUGGCUGCAUGA
Messenger RNA from Colletotrichum gloeosporioides, 249 nucleotides. RefSeq lists its product as uncharacterized. NCBI's taxonomy places the organism in Eukaryota, Fungi, Ascomycota, Sordariomycetes, Glomerellales, Glomerellaceae. The transcript has a single exon. The coding region runs from base 1 to 249 and encodes 82 amino acids. The record is from RefSeq and is a predicted model, not a curated record.